Molecule: messenger RNA, 2610 nt
Organism: Aureobasidium subglaciale EXF-2481
Lineage: Eukaryota; Fungi; Ascomycota; Dothideomycetes; Dothideales; Saccotheciaceae
Exons: 2
Coding region: 1-2610 (869 amino acids)
Biological process (GO): L-histidine biosynthetic process
Cellular component (GO): cytoplasm
Molecular function (GO): metal ion binding; histidinol dehydrogenase activity; phosphoribosyl-ATP diphosphatase activity
Source: RefSeq, a predicted model, not a curated record
AUGUCGGUACCAUUCUUGCCAGCCAUUGACCUGGCCCAAGGCCUCAACGCCUCUGCAGGCCUCAGCGCCGCCAGUCUUGGUCACGUCGGUGCCGUCUACGCUGUCGCAACCCAACAGACGAUCGAUGCCGCCUUCGACCACCUCACCCAGACUGCCACCCGCUUCGGCACCUACUUCGACUGCACAAAGCUCGACUCCACCGACGACAUCCUGUCAUUGCUUGACGCCGGCGCAGUCAAGGUCUUUGUUUCCAGCUCGCAAUUGCAAAAUAUCCAGAACAAGAAUGUCGAUGCUUCGCGACUAGUCUUGUCGCUUGCCGGUGCUGGUAACUCGGCAUUGGACGUGCUCCAAGGCAACGAGGUUGGAAUUUACCUCGCUGGCAUCGCCGACGUUACUGCCGUCGAGAGCCUGCUUGAAGCCUACGGAUCAAACAGGCCUCCCGUCUACGUCUCGCUUGCCCAGCCCACCCUGGAGAAGGCCCUCCAAAUCGCCCACAUCAACGCGACUCCUGUCAUCGCCGCCCAGCACCUCACCGUCGACUCCAAGAGCCAGCCCAACCUCAUUCCCGCCGCCCCUCUCCUUCUCGCAAACGCCACCACCGACAGACCCGAUGGUCUCUUCACCACCCUGGUCACCGACGAGCGCGGCGUCGCUCUCGGUCUCGUCUACAGCAGCGAGGAGAGCAUCUCCGAGAGCUUGCGUACCGGUCGCGGCGUCUUCAACAGCAGGAAGCGUGGCUUGUGGUACAAGGGCGACACCAGCGGAGACAUUCAAGAGUUGAUUCGCAUCGACAAGGAUUGUGAUGGCGAUGCUCUUCGUUUCAUCGUUCACCAGAAGGGCAGAGGCUUCUGCCACUUGGCCACCCCCACCUGCUUCGGUGAUUACGCUGGCUUGUCGCGUCUCGAAAAGACCCUCUCAAGCCGCAAGCGUUCGGCCCCUGAGGGUUCCUACACUGCCCGUCUCUUCAACGACCCCAAGAUGCUGUCAGCAAAAAUCCUCGAGGAGGCGCAAGAGCUGGUUGAUGCCACCGAGAAGGACAACAUUGCUUCUGAAGCUGCCGACGUCAUCUACUUCGCUCUGACUAAGUGCAUCGCCAACGACGUGUCCCUCGAGGACAUCGAGCGCAACCUGGAUGCAAAGAACCUCAAAGUCAAGAGGAGAAAGGGAGAUGCCAAGCCUCAGUUCGCUGAGAAGGUUGGCAUGCAAGUCAACGGUGACAAGGAGAUGGUCAAGGAAGCUGCUUCGGUACCAAAGGCCAAGGAGGACCCAGCAGGCACCAUCGAUGGCAGAAUUAGCAUGCGCCGCUACUACACAACCAAGGAGACCAAAGACACUGUCCAGCAGGCUCUGCAGCGUCCCUCUCAGAAGUCAACCGAGCGCAUCAUGGGUAUUGUCAACCCCAUCAUUGAGGGUGUCCGUAAGGGCGGUGACAAGGCUCUGCUCGAGUACACUCACAAGUUCGAAAAGGCUACAUCACUUACAACCACUGUUCUCAAGGCCCCCUUCCCCGAGAGCCUCAUGCAGAUUGCUCCCGAGACCAAGGAGGCCAUAGACAUUUCAUACGAAAACAUCCGCAAGUUCCACGCUGCACAAGAGACUGAAGAUCUUCGUGUCGAGACUAUGCCUGGCGUUGUCUGCUCUCGCUUUGUCCGUCCCAUCGAGCGUGUUGGUUUGUACGUCCCCGGCGGUACUGCUGUUCUUCCUUCGACCACCCUGAUGUUGGGUGUGCCAGCCAAGGUCGCUGGAUGCAAGAAAAUCGUCAUUGCCUCUCCUCCCCGCUCCGAUGGCUCGAUCACCCCUGAGAUCGUCUAUGUCGCUCACAAGGUUGGUGCUGAGAGCAUUGUUUUGGCUGGUGGUGCUCAAGCUGUUGCUGCCAUGGCUUACGGUACUGAGUCGGUCACCAAGGUCGACAAGAUUCUUGGCCCCGGUAACCAAUUUGUCACUGCUGCUAAGAUGAUCGUCUCCAACGACACUUCCGCUGGAGUCAGUAUUGACAUGCCUGCUGGACCUUCCGAGGUCAUGGUCAUCGCUGACUCGUCCGCCAACCCUGCUUUCGUUGCCUCGGACUUGUUGUCACAGGCAGAGCACGGUGUUGACUCGCAGGUUGUACUCAUCGCCAUUGAUAUGAGCGAGAAGGAGCUACAAGCUGUCGAGGACGAGCUCCACAACCAAGCAAUUGCUCUGCCCCGUGUCGACAUUGUUCGCGGCGCCAUUGCUCACAGUUUGACGCUGGUCGUCAAGACUCGUGAGGAGGCUAUGGAGUUGAGUAACUUCUACGCUCCUGAGCACUUGAUUCUGCAAGUCGAGGACGCCGAGGCCUACACCGAGACUGUCGACAACGCCGGUUCUGUCUUCAUCGGCCCCUGGACCCCCGAGUCGGUUGGUGACUACUCUGCUGGUGUCAACCACUCUCUACCCACAUACGGUUACGCCAAGCAGUACUCGGGCGUCAACCUCAGCUCCUACCUCAAGCACAUCACCAGCGCAAACUUGACUGCCCAGGGUUUACGCAACGUCGGCACGGCAGUCAUGCAACUCGCCAAGGUUGAGCAACUCGAGGCUCACAGACGCGCUGUCGAGAUCCGCAUCCAGCAGAUGGACAAGCAAUAG